Molecule: messenger RNA, 4053 nt
Organism: Patiria miniata (bat star)
Lineage: Eukaryota; Metazoa; Echinodermata; Asteroidea; Valvatida; Asterinidae
Product: histone-lysine N-methyltransferase KMT5B-like
Exons: 9
Coding region: 141-2702 (853 amino acids)
Cellular component (GO): nucleus
Molecular function (GO): histone H4K20 methyltransferase activity; protein binding
Source: RefSeq, a predicted model, not a curated record
GUAAACUGACGUUACGCCAUUUUGUGUCUUCCGUAUUUUCAAAUUGGUGAAGUCCGUCGCGUAAAAAAGCCUCAAACAAUCUAGCUAUAUUUACUCUAUUUAUUGGGGAUUUGGACUCGUCAAACCCUCCUAAAAUAAGGAUGGGUAUUGAUGGCAUGGGGCCCGGCUGGCCGCUCAAGCCCAGCUCCGGCAUGAACUGGAAGGAACUGGGAGAGAACGACGACCUGGCCACUAGCCUGGUCCUGGACCCGUACCUCAACUUCACCACACACAAGAUGAACACAAGGUUUCGGCCCGCUGACGCAAGGAAGGAGUUCCUCAAGGAGCUCAUUCUGCGCUUCAAGAAAUCGCAGAAUUACGAGAGGGCCUACAAGGGCCUGGUGUCCGGCGACUGGGCCCGCGUCUUCUUCCUGAACAAGUCCAAGCACCAAGUGACCAUAUUCAAGCAACACGUGUUCCGUUAUCUAGCAAUGUUUGACAAGACGUCCGGGUUUGAGGUGAAGUCCUGCUUCCGUUACUCCUUGGAAGGGGCCGGAGGGAAGAUUGUGGCCACUCAGGAUUGGAGUAAGAAUGACACCAUCCCCAACCUGGUCGGUUGCAUCGCAGAGCUGACAGAGUGCGAGGAGAACUCCCUCAAGACGGGCGUCAACGAUUUCAGCGUCAUGUUCUCUACAAGAAAGAACUGCGCCCAGUUGUGGCUGGGCCCGGCGGCUUUCAUCAAUCAUGAUUGCCGACCUAACUGUAAGUUUGUGUCUACGGGUCGCGAUACGGCUUGCGUCAAAGUACUACGGGAUAUCGAGCCCGGAGAGGAAAUCACCUGUUUCUAUGGCGAUGGAUUCUUCGGCGAGGGCAACUGCUACUGCGAAUGUGAAACUUGUGAACGGAGACAGACGGGUGCCUUCACCCCCAAAGACACCCCGGUCAAGAGCGACGAGAACAAGUACAGCCUGAGGGACACGGACCGACGGCUGCGCUGGCAGAAAGCCAAGAAUGAGGAGGAGGGCGGGGCCAGCCAGGAGGAAGGCGGAUUAACCAAGAACGCAGUGCCCUCUAGGCUGCUGCGGAGAAGUGAUUCAGAUUGCAGUGGAAGCUCGGACGGCAAUAGUUGUCCCUGGAGUCGUUCUCGUUCUUCCUCCCAGCCCCUCUCCCCAUCCCUCCAGGCCAACCAGACCCUCGUGGACCUCAUCGCUGAGAGAAAGUGUUUGUCAAAGUUCGAUGCUCAGCUCCUGGUGGCAGAAGGCUACAAACUCAGGGAAGCCAAGGUGGUCUUGACACCUCAUAAGAUCAAGGAAGACGGGACACUGACUGUCGAGGAAGGAGGUGUGAGGUACGCCUCCAGGCUUCGCAGGGGGGAGGAGCGGAGGAAAUCGGGAGGCCGCGAGAGGAGGAUGUCGCUGAACGAGGAGCCCGUUCCAUCACCUAGGGUUGAGGAGGCUCACCUAAACGGGGGUCUUCUAGACACUGAGGCACCCGAGUGCGUAACUGCAACGAGAAGAGAAAGGAGGCGGUCCAGCGAGUGUCGCGAGCGCCGGAUGUCCCUGACAGAGGAAAUGCCUGAGCUUUCCCAGGAAACCUGUCUAGGUGCUAGCGGAGUGGCCGAGACAGCAAGGGACAUCCCUGGCCUGAGGUCCAGGGCCCGAACGGUGGCAGCGGAGGGAUUGGCCCUGGACCAGCAGUCCAACUGCAGUAGCACUGACACUGAAGUAACGUUUAAUGUCAAACGUUCGUCAAAGGCCCCGAAGGUGAUUGAGAAGGACUUGACUUACGAGUCAGAAAUUUCGGACUGCGAGAUGAAGCUUAAGAUACGAGGAGUGCCACGGGAUCGGGUCAAUGCACUCAAGAGGAAUCUUCUGGAUAGCGCGUCAGUAAUGAUUAAUCGCCAUGGAGGAAAGAGGGAGUAUCGAGAGAUAGACUCGACCAAAAACAGUACAGAAUUACUGGGCAGACACAGGAAGCAUGAGGGGUUGGAAGUGCCUCCACUUAUUUUGCCGAAACGGAAGAUGACUAAAUACGACGCAGAACUGAUCGCGGAAGCCGUGCAAAAAAUCCCCAAGCUGAAAAUCCGCAUGAAAGAUCCCAAUGGCUGCAUAGAGGAAGUGGUCACGUCAUCGGAGGACGAGGUGUCUCCGAGGCAAUUCUCAGGGUCCUGCGAAAGCAAUCCAGCUGCCAGCCAAGAUAAACUUCUCUUGGAUGUUCCUGACUCCCCGAGUCGGUUGACGAGAGCGCAGCGAGUCCUCAUACCCGGACCAAAACUCCCUCAAUCACCUACCUCCUCUUCCAAGACUGAAUCCCCACCAGGUUCUCCAAGUGUACAGAGAGCUCGUGUGAACCUAAAAUUUGACGGUCCCGAGCGGAAGAAGACAAGCCACCAGUUUGCACCUCGGAUGUCGCAGCUGCGACACCUCUACGAGAUCCCGCCCCACCCGAUGUGCCAGAAGGCUGACAAGGACGCACCUCCCAAACACGUCAACUCUAGGGAUGUCAAAACCUUCUAUCCCUCCUCUCCGGACAAUCCGAAAACAAAAUCCCCAAGUGACAUGCUCGGAUCAGAAGAGCGUGCACCCCAGACCUUUAAAGUGUUGGUGAAGCCAGUUGAUAACAGAAACACUCGCAAAAUCAGGCUGAUAUUCGGCCAGAGGUCUAUGGACUUCCAGGUGCCGAAAACGGAAAAGAGGUAUCCAACAAAAGCAAAACCUCUAUGAUGAACAUAACAGACGAAACUUACUCCAGUAUUUAUUGAAUUAUCAGCACCUGCUUAUCCUGAAAUUGAUAACUCAAUCAUUCUCACCAACAGAAAUAGAUCCUAUUAACAUAUAAAUACAUAGUAUUUGUGCAUUUGUUAUCAGAAUAUCAGUACAGAUUUAAUAAAAUGUAAGUGUUAUUCAUACAUGUACUCGGGUAUCUCUCUUAUCGGGUCAUCCAAAAGUCCUAACAGUAACAUUUAGUCCCAGUUGUAAAUGUAGUUCCUGAUGUAUUGAUCUCGCUUUGAGUAAAUGAAGUGAGUUUGUAUUGGCUAGCACAGAAACAAAUAUGUCCUAAGCAGUUGGGUACCAGUUUGUUACCCAAUAAAUGUUGCGAGAUGCACAGCACCCUGUCGUUUACGUCAGGUACCUAUCGCAUUUUUGGCCCAAAAGUCAUCAAAUUCUCCAUGACAAUUCUCGCUGUAUUUGUUGCAAUUUUUUUGACAUUGCUUGGCUGGCACUUGGCAAAAUGACCUUCAUUAGUUCAAAACUCUUCAUCUUAUUAGCCUAACAGUAGGGCUGUCCCAAAUACAAAUGUAUAAUGAAUUCUCAAAUAUUCGAUCAUCAGUCGAAUAUUCGAACAGCUUUUUGGCACAUAUACACAUGACUGUGAUGUUAUUUUAUCGUCAAGUUGUGACGCUUUAUUGUCAGGUGCCACUUUUUUUGUCGGCUAACUUUUUUUGGUCAACGGCAGUUUAUUGUUCACAUCCUUUUAGAAGGUCAAAGCCCUUUUACAGUUAAAAAAAUACUGCAGAUCACUCCAGCACCCCAUAUCGAUCACUGCACGCAAAUUUUAAACUGGCACACUCUUCGUGAUAUAUUUUCGUAUAUCCGAAUAUUCGGUCCAAUGCAGUUUCGAGUAAUUGAAUACUAAAUAAUUUGAAAAUGGGCAGCCCAACCUUACAGCAGUAGCUCUACAUCAUAGAAGUAUCAUGGCUGGAUUUGUACUUGUAUAGACCGAAUUACAUUGAGUUUGAAAAACCCUACGUCUUUCGUAUUUAAUACAUUUAAGGAAUUUUAGUGCAUUUGUUAUUAACCCAAAUAGUUUGGUUUUCACCCUUAUUUAAAUCUAAAUGAAAUUACUGUAGAGAAAAGAAAGUACCGGUCAAAAAGUGCAAGACAACAAAUGUUUAUAUUCAGAUUUAUUGAAUAUUGUUAAAAAAUUUACCCAAUUUAUAUACAAUGUAUUAAUUUCACUGAGACAGUGUUAUUGUGUCAUUUUUUAAAAAAAUGUUAUUUAUUUUAAUUGUUUUGCAGCUGUUGCAGUUGACAACACGUACUCGGUUAUAUUGAAUUUGGUGAUAUUCUGACA